UCAUGCUGCUGCCAGGUCCAGAGUCUCUCAUGGGUCCCUGUACGGCCUCCCAUUGCUGCUGUCUCCAUCGCCACACUCUGCCAUGUGCCACUUUCAGGUCUCCUCACACUGCUGGUGUGUUCCAUUUUUUGUCAUAGGGUGCUGGCAGAUUACGGGCCUCCCAUAGCUGCUGCCAGGCCCCUAAUCUGCCAUGGGCCCCUGUACCGCCUCCUCAUGCUGCUGCCAGGUCCAGAGUCUCUCAUGGGUCCCUGUACGGCCUCCCAUUGCUGCUGUCUCCAUCGCCACACUCUGCAUGCCAUGUGCCACUUUCAGGUCUCCUCACACUGCUGGUGUGUUCCAUUUUUUGUC
Molecule: messenger RNA, 348 nt
Organism: Staurois parvus
Lineage: Eukaryota; Metazoa; Chordata; Amphibia; Anura; Ranidae
Source: the annotation of a GenBank genome assembly